AUUUCCAUUUUCACAAAGCUUGUAAAAUUCUCGAAGGAAGUUUGAAUUUGAUUAUGGAAGAAAUACCUGUGGAAUACAACAUUAUUAUCGAGGCAUUAAAUUGUGUCGUGCAGAAUCAGCAACAAAGUUUAGGUCAAGUCGGUGAACAAACUGCAUUUGAGUGUGUUGUGAAUACAAGUGAACACACUUCGGAGCAAUGUGAAGAUGCACCACAACAAGCCGUCUUCCAGUGUGUCGUCGAUACGAAUGAUGGAGAGCAAGUUAACUUUGAAGUCACAGGAGAAGCAGGCAAUCGAAAUCUUCCUGUUGAUCAGGCGACAUUUGCAUGUGUCGAGGCUGCCCAAACAUCUGAACAACAAGAGCAAGUGAAUUAUGAAAUUGCAGCUCUUCCCCAACCACCCAGACAAAACAAACCUCCCAAAGAGAAAAAGAUUUUGAAAUGUCAAGUUUGUGAUAAAGUUUUUUCUCAUACUGGUUCUCUAAAUCGUCAUGCAAGAACACACGAGGGAACCAAGUAUUAUUGUCCUACUUGUAAUAAAUCUUUUACGCAAAUGGGAAAUUUAAUGCGACACCAGAGAUCUCAUACUGGCGAUGCUCCUUUUAAAUGUUCAAUAUGCGAGAAGACAUUCAGAAGGAUGGAUAUAAUGAAAGUUCACGAGAAGACUCAUCUUGAUGUAAAACCAUUUCAAUGUGACCAAUGUGAUAAAUCUUUUGCUCAGCUUAUCAACAUGCUCAACCAUAAAAAAACUCAUCAAAAAGAGUUGGAAUAUAAAUGUGAAGUCUGUGAUGCAGGUUUUAGGAAGCAGUCAACAUUGAUCAAACAUCUGAGAAUUCACACAGGUGUUAAGGCAUUUGUAUGUAGUAUUUGUCAAAAGUCGUUUGAUCUCCCAAGCUCUCUAAAGGUUCAUGAGAGAAUUCAUACCGGGGAAAGGCCUUACGAGUGUGAUGAAUGUGGCAAAAAGUUUGCCCAACUUGGUAACAUGAAACGACACAAGAAGACGCAUUCUGGAGUGAAACCUUUUCAAUGUGAACAUUGUGAGAAGGGAUUUAAUAGAGCCGAUCUCCUAAAAACACAUGAGAAAAUUCACAAUGCAACAGCAAAAGAGCUGAAGUCCCAGAAGAAGUCAACUCACUCACAUCAAUUACAGUGUUGUGAAGGUAAUGAUGAUCUGAAAGAUCCUGAGAAAAAUGCUCAUCCUGAUCAAGCAAAACAUACAAAUCACACUCUUACUCAACUGAAAGAAAAACCGUACAAAUGUGCAAUCUGUGAAAUGAGCUUCAGUAAUCCAGAAAGUUUAGUACGUCAUGUUACGACGCAUAACAAGUCCAAACGUGAACAUCGUUGUGAAAUCUGCAACAAGGUUUUUGACCAACUUGGUUCACUGAAACAACACAUGAGGAAACAUACAGGAGAAAAGCCUUAUACUUGUGACGUUUGUGGAAGAUGUUUCAGUCAAGCAGGCAACAUGUUACGUCAUAAAAAGCGUCACGGGGUGGAUGGUAAGAUAUCCAAUUGCACGCUUUCAAAGAAUCACCCUGAGAGUGCCACCGAAUCUGGUGAGAAAUCUGAGAUUGAAGAUGGUUUGAGCGGACAACUCGAGAAAGGAAAGGCUUAUGAGGAUUGUGGCGAUGUUAAGGCCGUGGAGGACUUUAGUGUGAAUGAAACUAUUCAUGUUGGUGAGAAUUUUAAGAGUAAUAAAGGUGCGCCGGCUGAACAUGUUGUGCAGGCUGGAGAAUUUGUGCAGGCUGGAGAAGAUGUGCAGGCUGGAGAUGGUGUACAGGCUGGAGAAGGUAUAUCUGCUGGAGACAAUGAUCAGGUUGAAGGUAUACAUGCGGAAGAAUUUGUGCCUGUUAAUCACAUUGGUCUCGAUAACGCGAUGUUACAGGCGAAUAAAAAUGAAGGAAGGAAAGUUGAUGAAGGUGCUCAGGCUCAACAAAUAACUGAAUGUAACGACGAAUUUCCAACCAUGAUUGCAAGAUACACUUGUGAUCAGUUGAUAUCGCAUGCUCAUGAUGUAAACGACGUUUCUUUGAUGACCAAAGAAAAUAGUGAAAAAAAUGCUGAUUCUGAUAUUUUAGUUAACAAUAUUCACGAAACUAACAAGAAAGACAGCAUUGACGAGAUGGAAACGAGGAAUGAAGUAAUUGAACCUGAUUGUAGCUCCAUUAGUGUAAGCAAAGAAAUUGUCAACAAUGAAUCAAUAAAUGAAAACGCUUUACAUGAAGUAGCUGUUGCGCAGUCAACAGACGAUAGCAUGUAUUCAAAUACCGAUGACACCAUGGCAACAACAACAACAGAGAUUGUAGACAGUAAUGAACACAUGGAAUGUGAUAAUGUUGAUGAUAACACACAUAUAGUUGUUAUAACUGAGAUGGAUCAAGCUAAUCUUCUUGGACAACUGGGCUUAGUGAGUCAAGUCAGUCGGUCUGAUGAUGGGGGGACUGGUAACCAAACUUUUAUUACCGACUCUUCGAUUAUUGCUGAAGCCUUGGUUGGUCUCACUCAAGUCAGACAUGAAUGCGUCAAUGAAGGUCAAGGAACGAAUAACUUGAGUGAAAGUCCAUCAAAAAAACCACCUUCAAAAGGUGGACGUAAAAAGCCUUAUCCUUGUGAUCAAUGUGAUAAAUGGUUUGAGCAACCGAGUGCUUUAAAACUUCAUGAACGCGUUCACACAGGAGAACGACCCUACAAAUGUGCACAAUGUGAGAAGAAAUUUGCACAACAUGGAAAUUUAGUCAGACACGAGCGAACUCACAGUGGAGUAAAACCUUUCAAAUGUGAAAUAUGCAACAUAAGUUUUGCACGAAGAGAUUUCCUGAAGCUUCAUGAAAGCAAGAGUCAUUCAAUGGAAACCUCGGUUAUUUUGUAAUGAAGAUCUUUUUUUAUUGAGUGCAAAGAUGUAACAUUGAGACGAGUGUCAGUUCGUGUGUUUGGUCAUUAUACUUUAUACGUAUUUAAUUUAAAUAUAUGUAUAUAUGGUAUGAUUCUUUAAAUUAUGUAUAACGAUGGUGUGAUUCUUACAAAAAAGUUUAGGCUUUUUAUGGCAUCUAGAUUUUCUGAGAAAUGGAUCUCUGGUUAUUUAUGAGGAUGCUAACCAACCUUUCCAAAUUGUUUCUUCAUCUUCAAUUAAUUAGAGAGUGGUGUCAACUUGUCACAUUAAAUGCUCUGCAAUUUUUGUUAAACA
Messenger RNA from Xenia sp. Carnegie-2017, 3185 nucleotides. RefSeq names its product zinc finger protein 271-like. The coding region runs from base 54 to 2870 and encodes 938 amino acids. The record is from RefSeq and is a predicted model, not a curated record. NCBI's taxonomy places the organism in Eukaryota, Metazoa, Cnidaria, Anthozoa, Malacalcyonacea, Xeniidae. The transcript has 6 exons.